CCCGCCCGCUGCCCACCGCCGUGCCCCCGGCCCGCAGGACCUUCAUGCGCUUCCCCUCCCCCGCGCACGCACGGCGGGUGCGCGCCUGCCCCGGAACAGGACUGCCACUGUUGAGUCUGUGGGAGUAUGAAUCAGCAGCAGCAGAGAAUGGCUGCAGUUGGACAGACAAAGAGCUCAGUGACCUGCUGGACUUCCAGUAUGAUGUUUCCCCUGCCAGUGGCUAAUGGAAAAAACAGACCUACAACCCUAGCGAGCACUCAGUUUGGAGGAUCAGGUUUGGAUGAAAGACCGGGAUCAGGUUCCUGGGGAACGGGAGAUCAAAACAGCUCCACUUUUGACCAAGGAAGGCAGAGCUAUGGUGAAGGCUCCCACUACAGCGAGCACAGGGACCUGCCCUCCCACAACAGCAUUUCUUCAUCACCAUUCCUGGGAGCUGGACUAGUGGGGAAGAGCAGUGAAAGAGCCUCAUACUCCACAUUCGGAAGAGACACAGGGAUGCCAGGACUAAACCAGACUGGUUUCCUGCCCAGUGAAAUGGGAAUCGCGAGUCCGAGCACGCUUUCCCCCACGGGGGGCAAGGGGGGGUCUCAGUAUUUCUCUUAUCCCAACAAUCCUCGCAGGAGGGGUGCUGAGAGCAACAUAGAUGGGCAGCCCAAAAAGGUUCGGAAGGUGCCUCCUGGACUCCCCUCCUCGGUGUAUCCAUCCAACUCAGGUGAUGACUACAGCAGGGAUCCAGCUGGAUAUACUUCCUCAAAACCUCCCAGCACUGUGUAUCCUGGAGCCUUUUACAUGGCAGAUGGUCUCCAUAACUCUCCAGACCUGUGGAGCUCACCGGGUGCCAUCAGCCAGUCCAGUUAUGGUGCCAUGCUGGGCAGCUCCUCCUCUCCUCUCCCACAGUCCAGUGGCUUCAACAGUUUACAUCAGCACGAACGCAUGAACUACCAGCUUCAUUCAGGAGAGGUGAAUGGUGGGCUCCCCUCUGUGUCGGGCUUUUCCUCAGCCUCCACACCUUAUGGGGUCUCCAGUCACACCCCCCCGAUCAGCGGGACCGACACCUUGAUGGGUAACAGAGGAACCACAGCUGGGAGCUCAGGAGAUGCCCUCGGGAAGGCACUAGCUUCAAUUUAUUCCCCUGAUCACUCUAGCAAUAACUUCUCAUCUAACCCCUCUACACCAGUCGGCUCCCCUCAGGGGCUUGCAGGCACAUCCCAGUGGUCACGGGCGAGCGGACAGGGUGCUGGUGCCUUAUCUCCCAGCUACGAAGGGAGCCUCCACACUUUACAAAACAAAAUGGAAGACAGGUUGGACGAAGCCAUCCAUGUGCUGAGGAAUCACGCUGUGGGCCAGACAGCCACCAUGCCCAGCAACCAUGGGGACAUGCACGGGCUGCUGGGCUCAGCACCUGCCCACAGUGCCACCGUGGGCAGCCUGGGCCAGGCCUUCCCCACCUCUGUCAUGUCCCUGGGGAACCGACACCCCAAUCUGGUGGGAGGAGGUCACCCAGAAGAUGGGUUGUCCAGCAACCCCAGCAUGCUCCACAACCAUGUCACACUUCCAUCACAGCCCAGCUCACUCCCUGACCUCAACAGGCAGCAGGACACAUUCAGUGCAGGAUUGUCCGGGGGGCUGGGGCGAAGCAGCGUCUCCUCAGGAACCAGUGAAAUAAAGAGGGAAGAGAAAGAGGAUGAGGAGAACACAUCAGUGGCAGAUAACUCAGAAGAAGAGAAGAAGGAGCUGAAACCCUCCCGGAACAGAACAAGGUGCUCUUUGAACAGUCAAGAUGAGGAUGAGGAGGACGAUCUUCUUCCCCCAGAGCAAAAAGCCGAGAGAGAGAGAGAAAGGAGGGUCGCCAAUAAUGCCCGUGAGCGCCUGCGGGUCCGUGACAUCAACGAGGCCUUUAAAGAGCUCGGACGCAUGUGCCAACUCCACCUAAACAGCGAAAAACCGCAGACCAAACUGCUAAUCCUACACCAGGCCGUAUCAGUCAUACUGAACCUGGAGCAACAAGUUAGAGAGCGCAAUCUGAACCCUAAAGCUGCCUGCCUGAAACGUCGGGAAGAGGAGAAAGUGUCUGGAGUAGUAGGAGAUCCCCAGAUGACACUUUCAGCUUCACAUCCUGGUCUAGGAGAUGGUCACAACCCUGUUGGACACAUGUAAAGAUCUUUUUGUUCCUCUGGAUAGAGAGAUCUGUAGGAGGAAAACCCUCGGUGUGACCUGCAACCUUCUCGAACCAUAAACUUUAGUACUGCUAAUACUGACACACGUGGAUGGAUCCUGGCAUGACGUAAGGGGUGGAAAAAAAAACAAAAAAACCACUUUGUCAAAAACAAAACAAAAACAAAAAAAAAAUUGCCUUAAGUAUAAAGUGCGGAACAGUCAAUACAUAUCACUCAGUUAGGAGGGGGUGGCGUGUUCUCUUGGCUUGUUCGCAAGCAGCCAGCAGCAAAAUUGUGCCUAAGCUUGAUAUUUCUUUUUUUAAAAAAAAAGAACAUUAGUUAUGAGAUUUUUUUAUGUAGAACAAAUAGCAAUGCCUUUUGGUUGGUUUUUUUUUUAGCUUCUUUUGCAUAUGUUUUGUAAGCAACGAAAAGAAUUUUUUUUUUGUAUAAAAAAAUGUCUUGUACCCCACGCUUUUCUGCUGCUGUUUCUAUAGUUAACGUUGCAUCUUUAGGAUCAACCAGAAUAUUAAAAUUGUAUUAAGAGAGACUGGAUAUAAAGAGAGGAAUUCUCAGAUUGGGCUCUGAAAGCCACUAAAAGCGAAUGUAGCCUCAGCGAGGGGAUGCUCUUCCUUGCCUGGCUUGUACCUUCCAUUAUAAAAAAAACAAACUCCUGUGCUGAAUUCACCAUCUCUUUGCUUUGGCCACUUCUGAUUUGGGAAAAGGAAGUUAAACAGCAAAGCAAGUUGCAGCAGUGUCCCUCAGUUGUGCUUCUGCUCCUCCCGGGAGGUGACCGAGGUCCAUCAAGGGUCUCUGCAAGAUUUGCUUUACUCUUGGAGCAUCCCAGAGGUUGUCCUGGAGCAUCAUGAUGAGGAGGAGGAGCUGCCAGGAGAGAGCCAGCCUUAGGGGGGUGGAAGAGAACCGAGGAACUGUGGUGCUCUCAAGGUAAGCAAAGAAGCAAGACGGAUGCAAGAGGAAAGGGCAGGGCGGAGGGGAGCACCAUGCAGCAGAGCAAACACCCCCUUCUCAGAGGCACUUCCAGGGGCAGCACUGAACAAAGACAAAUUGAACAAAGCUUGGAGGGCUGGGAGGAGGCAAAGGUGGACAGAGCAAAGGCAGCAGCAGGACACUGUGCUGGGUGACCUUGCAGCAGAUGGACCCGCAGGGGCUGGUGACAGGAAGGGGAGCAGCUCCCCGGCAUCUGCGCUCACCCCAACCCGCAGCAAGCUCUGACUGGCAGCAGGACCCCAGCUCCACACAGCUUCUCCCUGCACUGGAGCCACCAUCAGAUGUGCAAAGCACUGCAAGACUGGGGAGAGGGCUGGAUUCACACCCCACCUUCACGCACUGGAGGCAGACUCAGGUCAGCAUGCCGCUCGGCUUCCCCAGGGACACGGAGUGACUGCGGUCACUGCCCGGGCUCCUCUCCCUGUGCUGGAAAGGAGGGGAGCAGCCAAUGCCCCCCUGCACAACAUGUUCCAGCAGCCAAACUGGGCCAAGGAUCCCUUCACUCCAAGGGUUUCCCAAUGUCACUCCACACCACUCCCUGUGCUCAGCAGGAGGAAGACCCCUGGCAGGGCCCUGGUGUUGCAGGAGCAAACGAAGAGGUGCUCAGCGGUGCAGAGUUGCAGCAGCUGUUCUGGAGCUGGCAAUGGAGAAGCAUCUACUGGGAAUUUAUCCUUGUUUCUUCCCUCUCCUUCCCCUUCUGAAACCUAUUCUGCCCAGUUCUCCUCAGCUCUGCAGGUAGCCAGGGUCAGGUCCUCACUGGGGUGGUAAAUCCCAUCCCUGCUUUCAGACUGGGGCCAGCUGCUGCCCAGACCUACCUGGCAGAGCCCAGGCAGGGAGGACAGUUCAUGCUCAUGAGUGUUUGACCUGGGGGGAAGGUGGGAACAGUGAGUAUGGUAGGAUCCUGGCAGCAGAGUCAGUCUCUCCCUUCUGCUUCUCUGUCUGUGCUUCAGCAGAGGGAAAGGGAGGGGCUGGUGAACAGGAUUAGGUCCUGUGGCACUUCCUAGCAACCCAGCCUUUGGCAUAACCUCCUGGUGCUCCUGUGUGCUCGUAGCUGUGCUUUGUCCUCCAGCCAGGCCUGCUGGAGAUGCUUAGGACAUUGCUCAUCUCUCACAGCUGGGUACCAUGGGCUCAGCCCCUGCAGCAGCUCUGAGAGGAGACACAAGUGCCACGGCAGCCUGGGACUGUCCCUUCCUCCUGCCACCAGGACUUUCUGUGGUCCAGCCAUAGCUCUGAGACUUCUGGGUGCUCCUGGCUUGCCCUGCCCACAGCCCACUGCUCCCACCAUCACUUCUGCCUGGUGGGACCUGAGACCACAGCAGUUUCCAGCUCUGUCCCCGGGAACACCAGGGAAGGUCCCUGCAGCCCAGGAAAACGCGUUCUUCUCGCCUGUGUCAACAGACAUGUUUCAGCUUAAUUAGCUCAUCAGGUUACAGCAUUCUGCCCUCCCUUGGGUUCUUCUGCCUGCUUAAGCACUGGGCAGAGUGAGACAGAUGAGGUUUUCCUCCAUGUGUGACAGCCUUGCUCCUCUGGAGCAGCUCUUGCAGCAAAAUCCAUGUCUUCUGAAGCAUCCCGUGGGGCUGGGUUCUGCUGCAGAGGCUGGAGCAAAUUUGGAGAUGGUGAAGCAUACAGGGAGGGGGCAGUGCCCCUCCACAGCCUCCCAGCUGGGUCCAGAGGCUCAAACUUCACCCCCAGUUCAUGCUCUGGGGUAGGAAUUGGGGGCUCAUCUGCUGCUUCGUCCCCCAGGUGUUUGUGUCCCCUCAGCAAGAUGGUGCUGGGGCCGCAGGUUGCUUUGCUGCUCGGGGUUUUCUGCUGGUUCAGUGCUACUGCCCUAGGACCAGGGAGGGAUGGAGCAAUGUCCCAGCCCUGGCAAGUUUGAAACCAUACAAAAAGUGCUUCCUCAACACUUUGAUUUUGCAACAAGAAUGUGAGGUGGCAGUCAUGUACAACCAGAUUUAAAGAAAAGAGAUUGUAGUCAAGAGGAGUCCUGAAACUCAAAAAAAUUGGAAAGUUGAGAAGAUUUAUGAUUUGUUCAAAAUUUUGCUGAACUCCUUCAUCCAUUCUGAGUCGUGUCUGACACUGCUGGCCAGGGGAGGCAAAGUGGUUCCCAUCAUCCCCAAACCACCAAGCACAGAUGGAGCUUUGCAUCAGCAUUUCGAUGGUUCAGGUGCUGUUUUCUUGACAGUGAACCCAGGUAACUUCUUGGCAAGGCAUGGAUGAAGGUCCUUGAGCAAUAAACCUCUGGCGCCAGGGCUUGGAGGAGAUCUUGGUUUCUCCAGCAGGAAAGGGCAAUGUGGGAGGCUGGCAAUGCUGUGCCCAAGAGUUGCCUUGGUGGCACAGAGUGCUUUGGGUGCUGUCACUCCUGCUACCUGUGCCAGCCCAGCAUGGCCUUGGUGGCAUCUCUGCUCUCCAGGUCCAUAGGGAGCAAUUGUGGAGUGCAGCAUGGAAAAAUGAGCUUUGGCUUGCCAGUGUGUUUGAUUCAGCAUGAAUGUGGUGCUGUAACCUACCAGGGAAAGUGGCUUUGCUAAAAAUGAGCAUCAUCAGGUGCUGCCACCCAAAUCCUACCAGGACAGUCACAGUGAGACUCUUGUCUGCAGGUGUCACAGUCAGAGAGGGACAGGAUCUGCACCCUCCCCAGCCCACAGCUCUGCUGACAUUCAGCCCUGGGAUCUUGCAGAUCCCUUUUCUCCUCAGACUGUUCUCCUCUGUCUGCAUGGCCCUUGUGCUGAUCAUCCUGUGCAGGGAGGUGUCAGGGAUGGGUGAUUUGCUGCAGGCUGCCUCUCAGUUUUCUGCUUCCUCUGGGCCUCACAUGCUUACAUUCUCCUGUGCUUUUCCCCCCUCUGCUUUGGGAACCACAGAGCUCCCACCAAACUUCCUCUGUCGAGGAGUUAGGGGAGAAGCCUCCUCCCCCCUCUGCAUUUCCCAGUCUCUGAGCUGCAUCCCCAUCAGACAGCAGCACUGGGGGCCCAGGGGACACUUGGCUGGGCUGCAGUCCUGGGGUCCCCCUCAGCCCCCCUCCUCUCUGCUCCUCCUGCCUGAGAGCCGUGCAUGCCACCAGGUGCUGGGGAGUGUCUGGAAUCCAGUUUAUUAACAGUAAAAAUUGCGGGGUUUUGUUCUUUGUCCCUCUUCACCUUCUUUUGCCCCAGAGCAAAACAGCUGCAGCCUCCCAGGCUCUGCACCUUUCCUUAUGCCUGAUCCUGCUCCUGCUCCCCCCCAGCUGCUGACAGCUCACCCCAGGGAGCAGAAUUCCAGCUAAACCCCAGUUUGGCAGCCACUCCCCUGCCUGUGACCCACCAGUCAGACCUUCUCACAGCCAAGCAGUUCCCUGGACUGAGUUCAGCUUCUGUUCUUUGCCAACAUCUCCUCCGGCUCUUUGCUCCCCUGGUUUUACAGCUGCUCUCCUAAGGAGGUGUGUGGGGCAGGGGGGACAGGACCUGGGAUGUCUGGAUCCCAGUCUGUGUCUCUCCUGAGCUCCAGCCUGGGAGUAAGGGGAACCGUGGUGCCUGGGCAGAGGGUUUCCAGGAUUUGGAGCAGACAAGUUACCCGGGCACCCCAAGAUCCCACCUCUGGCUGUCUGGAGCAGGGCAGGGACCCCCACACACUGGGGUCACCUUGCUGUCCCUUUUCCCUGUGCCAUCACUCAGGUUGGGGUAGGGCUCCGGGUGCUUUGUGGUUGGGAUUUUGCCCUCUCCAGCAGAGAAAUGCAGAAGUAUGAUGUGAAACCCCCCCAGCCCUGUGUCAGUGAUGAACUGGGUUCCUCGAGGUUUUGCACUCAAUGCCCCAGAGUGACUGAACAGGAAGGACAGAAUGGGGCUGGGGUUUCCCCAGAAGCUGCUCUCAAAGGUCCUUUGUGUCUGACUCCUGUAGCUGCUGAAGCCAGCAGAGCCUUUGAGCCUUGAGCCCAUCCUCCCCCUCACCAAACAGAGAGGGGGACUCACGACCUUGAGGACCAGGAGGCUUUUGAAGCCCCCAACCCCCACGUCCCUGAGCUUUGGUGCCAUGGGGGAUGCUGCAACUUAGUGCCAGCAGAGCCCCUGGUCCUCUUGCAGAUCCUCCUGAGCCAGCUCCAGUGUCAGCAAGCCCUGGUCUGGGAUUUUAAAAAAGUUCUGAGAAUGGGGAGGUGAAGAAACUGGAGUUGGAUGAGAACAAGCCCUCGGCCUGGAGGUGCAGUGCUGGUUAACCUGGAGCAAGCUGUGCCCAAUGGAUUCCCCUGUUCCUGCUCAACACCAGCAAUAGCAAGACCUGGUUUUUGUACCAGCUUGCACGAGGUCUUUGCCCUCUUAAAUUCUAUGCAACCCCCUCUUCUUCCCCCUGGAGCUUUCCAGAUCCCACUCCAGCCCUGUUCUCUCUGCUCUUGUCUGUGACUGCUGAGUUCCCCUCCUUGCUCUGCUCAGUGUCCAGAAGCUCCAGAAGCAUUUCAGGACCUGUGCCCUGAAGCUGGGGAGGGGUGGGCAAGGGGUGAGGCUGCAGAAAACUCCUUCUAACUCCUGCUGCAGGACCUGAGCACUGGAUUGGAGGGAACGAGGCCUGGUCCUGCAGCUCCUCCAUGCACCCUUCACCCUCCUGUGCCUUCUGCUCCAUGGUUCACUGCCAGCAUCCUUCAUCUUCCACCGUCUCCUUCAGUGCCCCUGAAUGGGGAAUCUGUGUCCCACCUUGUUGUUUCCCAGCUCUAUAGACUGCUCUGCCUUCAGCUGCCUCAAGCCUGAAGGUCUCUUGCUCUCCAGCUCUCCAGCCAACCCCUCCAGACUGCUCCCCUCCACACGGAGCACCCCGAGUUCCUUGGCAGUUCCCUGUCUCCCAUCUGCUGGGCUGGAGGCAGGGGGACGGGGGAGGUGGGUGCUACAGGUGGGUCCCCCAGCAUGGCUGCCUCUCCCUGCCCUGCUGCCCUUGGGGCAGGCCUGGGAGGUACCCAGAGCUCUGCACAGAGUUUUGAUCUUUGGAGCGAUUCGCCCUUUCUGGGGGGUCAGCAGCUGCAGUGCCUUUGUGGGACCCCUGUGGCCACUGAGCAUGGAGGUGGUCACUGGGUGUGGGGGCUGCAGGCUGCAGGCACCCUUGCUGCCAAACUUGUGUGUCCAUUCCAGGGGCCAGGAGGCAGCCCUGCUCUGGGUCUCACACUGCUGCUUCUGCUCCUCUGCUCCUCUGCACCUCCUGCUCCUCAGGUCUUGCAGUCCCCUCCCUAAGCCAAGCACCCACCCCUUGGAAGGAGAGGGAAUAAACCUGGAGCCCUCCCCCGGGCACCAGGGUGGGAGAGCAAAGGGGUUUGUGCUCCAAACCAGGGUGUCCUGAGGUUUUUUGCUGAAACCCCCUCCCCCCGUGCUCUUCACCCCAGGGCUGCAGAGCUCCCCAGGGCACUGAGCUGGGGAUCCUGCAAUUCCCCCUCUGCCAACCUCUUUCCAAACCACCAGGUUUGGGCAAACCUUGUAACAUGGGGUCCCUGGAGGACAGGGGGGGGCUGGGGGGAUCUGCACCCUCCUACCAGCAGUGGUUAAUUUGUCAGGGAGAGGAGAAAGGCACCUGGCGGAGCAGAGCAGAGAUCACCCCAACCAGGGCUUGGACCCCAAGGUCUGCAAGAAAUGUCCCAUUUUCCUUGGAGGGCUCCAGGUCGCUGGGGAAAGGAAGGGUUACUGGGUUUGCUCUUUCUACAUAUUUUUGUAGGAGGGGAGGAGUGGGAGAGCAGGUGGGAGAUGCCUGAGGAAGUUGUUUAUUUUUAACCCCAUAGAAAGUUUUGCGUUGGUUUUUUUGGGUUUUGGCCUUUAAAAAAAAAAACGGUCCCCGCUUUUGAUGUUUAUGCUGCCUACCUGUAAAUCCAGAUGUACUUAAGUGGCUGAAGUCCUUGUUCUUAAAUCAGAUACACAUUAUAGUUUUGAACUAUAUAUAUAGUAAAUAUAUAUAUAUAUGCCUAACCCAGCAAAGAAAAAAAAAAGUAUUUGGGGGUGGGAGAAUGCGUUGUUCUUUGAAAGGAAUCACAAUUGGGGGAUAAAAUUGUGUUUCUGAGUGCCUCAAGAUAUGAAUUGUUUUCAUUUUUUUAAAUAAUUUUAUACAAGUGUCAAAACAGCUGGCUGGAUUAUUUGGAAUUUUUAAAUAAUCCUAACUUUUUUAAAGUAGAUUUUGAGAACUGUCCUGUAUAUAACAGUAAUGUAGCAAUAAAUGUGACAUUUUAUAACAAUA
This is a messenger RNA of Calypte anna (Anna's hummingbird), 9326 nucleotides long. It is a transcript of the gene TCF3, whose product is annotated as transcription factor 3. Bases 127 to 2157 code for a protein of 676 amino acids. The record is from RefSeq and is a predicted model, not a curated record. Gene Ontology annotation, biological process: regulation of transcription by RNA polymerase II. Gene Ontology annotation, molecular function: RNA polymerase II cis-regulatory region sequence-specific DNA binding; protein dimerization activity; DNA-binding transcription factor activity, RNA polymerase II-specific. NCBI's taxonomy places the organism in Eukaryota, Metazoa, Chordata, Aves, Apodiformes, Trochilidae. Gene Ontology annotation, cellular component: transcription regulator complex. The transcript has 20 exons.